CUGCAAAUCUCAUUCUACAAACCUCCCAACCAUCAAGAUGUCGAUCAUCCCCAGCAUCUUUGGCCGGCGAACCAACGUCUUUGAUCCCUUCUCCCUCGACGUAUGGGACCCAUUUCAAGGCUUCUCCUUUGACUCCUCUGUCUUCCCAUCUUGCUCCGAUUUCGCCAGAGAAACUUCUCAAUUCGCAAACACGCAGAUAGAUUGGAAGGAGACUCCGGAAGCCCACGUCUUCAAAGCUGAUCUGCCUGGUCUCAAGAAGGAGGAAGUGAAGGUAGAGGUUGAAGAAGGGAGAAUGCUCCAGAUCAGUGGCGAGAGGAGCAAAGAAAAUGAAGAGAAGAACGACACGUGGCACCGCGUUGAGAGGUCUAGUGGCAAGUUCGUGAGGCGAUUCAGGUUGCCGGAGAAUGCGAAGGUGGAGGGAGUGAAGGCAGCAAUGGAAAAUGGAGUCCUGACUGUAACAGUUCCGAAAGAGGAGGUGAAGAAGCCCGAUGUGAAAUCCAUUGAGAUCUCUGGUUGAGAAAAGGAGAAGGGCACAAUUGUAAAUAGCCUGAAGUCGGUCGAUGUUUUCUUGUGUAUGCCUUGUUAUGUAAGAAUAG
Messenger RNA from Magnolia sinica, 596 nucleotides. RefSeq names its product 17.5 kDa class I heat shock protein-like. Gene Ontology annotation, biological process: response to heat; response to salt stress; response to hydrogen peroxide. The record is from RefSeq and is a predicted model, not a curated record. NCBI's taxonomy places the organism in Eukaryota, Viridiplantae, Streptophyta, Magnoliopsida, Magnoliales, Magnoliaceae. The transcript has a single exon. The coding region runs from base 38 to 517 and encodes 159 amino acids.